UACCAGUUCCAAUGGUUUCCGGCAGAGCCCACUUGAAGCCGUCGGAGAUGUUGGACAUGAUGGAGCCACUUAAGGGAGUUAGAGAUGGGUAUCUGAUAUCCUUGAGUUUAGGAACACCCUCACAGGUCAUCCAGGUAUAUAUGGAUACUGGCAGUGACCUCACUUGGGUUCCUUGCGGUAACCUCUCUUUUGAUUGCAUGGACUGUGAUGACUAUAGAAACUACAAGCUGAUGGCCAGUUUCUCUCCUUCUCACUCACUUUCAUCCCUUAGAGACCUCUGCACUAGCUCCUUCUGUGUUGACAUUCAUAGCUCUGAUAACUCUUAUGACCCAUGUACUGUAGCUGGUUGCUCUCUAAUUACCCUUCUGAGGGGCACCUGCCCUAGACCAUGCCCUUCAUUUUCAUACACCUAUGGUGCAGGAGGGAUUGUCAUGGGGACCCUGACAAGGGAUAACCUAAUGGUCCAUGGGAGUAACCCAAAUGUAACUAGAACCAUCCCAAACUUUUGUUUUGGAUGUGUAGGCUCUACCUAUAGAGAACCAAUUGGAAUUGCAGGGUUUGGUAGGGGUGCACUCUCCCUCCCUUCACAGCUUGGGUUACUUCAUAAGGGUUUUUCUCAUUGCUUCUUACCCUUCAAGUUUGCUAACAAUCCCAAUGUUUCUAGUUCAUUGAUUAUAGGUGAUCUUGCAAUAUCCUCCAAAGACCAUUUGCAAUUUACACCCAUGUUGAGGAGUCCCAUGUAUCCUAGCUACUACUAUGUUGGACUAGAGGCUGUCAGUGUAGGCCCUGUCAGUGCAGUUGAAGUUCCUUCAGGCUUGAGGGAGUUUGAUCUGAAAGGUAAUGGAGGUCUUUUGAUGGAUUCAGGCACUACAUACACUCACCUUCCAGAGCCAUUCUACUCGCACCUCCUCUCAGUGCUACAGUCGGGGAUAAGCUACCCACGAUCCAUAGAACAUGAGAAGAAAACUGGGUUUGAUCUUUGUUACAUAGUUCCUUUUUCAAAAAGUAGUAAUUAUGUAGUAGAUCAUCUUCUUCCAUCAAUCUCUCUUCAUUUCCUGAACAAUGUGACAUUAGUUCUGCCUAAGGAGAACUGCUUCUACGCCAUGGGUGCUCCAAGCAACUCCAGUGUGGUGAAGUGCUUAUUGUUCCAGAGCAUGGAUGAUGGCGAUUAUGGCCCAGCUGGUGUGCUUGGGAGCUUUCAGCAGCAAAAUGUGGAGGUUGUCUACGAUUUGGAGAAGGAGAGAAUAGGGUUUCAAACAACAGACUGUGCAUCCUCAUCUGCAGUUUCUCAAGGUCAUCAUGCAAAAUAA
Molecule: messenger RNA, 1310 nt
Organism: Nelumbo nucifera (sacred lotus)
Lineage: Eukaryota; Viridiplantae; Streptophyta; Magnoliopsida; Proteales; Nelumbonaceae
Product: Eukaryotic aspartyl protease family protein
Cellular component (GO): extracellular region
Source: RefSeq, a predicted model, not a curated record